This is a messenger RNA of Fopius arisanus, 1097 nucleotides long. It is a transcript of the gene Taf8, whose product is annotated as transcription initiation factor TFIID subunit 8-like. Gene Ontology annotation, molecular function: protein heterodimerization activity. The record is from RefSeq and is a predicted model, not a curated record. Gene Ontology annotation, biological process: transcription initiation at RNA polymerase II promoter. NCBI's taxonomy places the organism in Eukaryota, Metazoa, Arthropoda, Insecta, Hymenoptera, Braconidae. The transcript has 5 exons. Gene Ontology annotation, cellular component: transcription factor TFIID complex. The coding region runs from base 69 to 962 and encodes 297 amino acids.
UCACUCAAACCCCCAGAACUGAGCCUCCACUUUAGUCAAUCCUCUUUGAGAAUAUCAAAGGAGUAAACAUGGAGCCGCAGUAUGUGAAUUCGCGGCGAAAAAUCCUAAACCACGCAGUUUGUAGUAUUUUAGUGGAGUGUGGCUAUGAAACUUGUGAUCGACAAGUGUUAGAAACUCUGACUGAGAUGAUACAGUCGUUCAUCGUCGAGGUGGGAGAAUCUGCCAGGAAUUACAGUGAAUUAGCCGGAAGAACAGAGCCUUUAAUUGCCGACGUGAUAGUUGCUCUGAUAAACAUGGGAAUCAAACUGGACGGUCUCGAGAGUUACGGCAAGAGGCCCCAAAAAACUGUGCUCCCUCAGCUCCAGCAGCAGACGCAAUCCAAACAAUUAAAUAUUCUUCAGGCUGGGGUGAAGCAGCCCCAUCCCUCACACAUCCCUAAUUACCUGCCAGCCUUUCCCGACCCUCACGCCUAUAUCAGAACUCCUACUCAUAAACAACCGGUUACUGAAUAUGAAGCUAUCCGGGAAAAAGCUGCGUCUCAAAAGAGAGACAUAGAAAGGGCUCUCACCAGGUUCAUUGCGAAAACUGGAGAUACUCAUAGUUUAUUUUUCUCUGACGACAACAGUGCGUUUCCUCUAAUUGCUUGCAAGCCACAAUUUCCGAGCUACCUGUCAGCCCUUCUCCCCCAGGACCAAAUAUUCGAGCCUGAACCUGAGUUUAACUUCGAGCCGAGUCCUGUGAAAAAAAGGAAAGAACCCAAACCAGCGGAAGAGAAAAAAGAAGAAGGUAAUUGUCAAGCAGCGUCUACAGAAAUUGUAGAGCAAAACGGAGAAGUUUCAACUCAACAAGACGCCAUUGAUAAUCCUUAUCUCCGCCCGGGGAAAGUGCCAGAUGGAAAGGCCCCGGUUAUCAACCUACCUGAUUUUAAAUCCAACGUGAAAAAAGAUAUUUUAGUGGACUAAUAAUUAAUCAAAGUACAUAACUUUAGAAUUUUUUUUUAUUAAGAGACACUAAGUGAUUUUAUUGAGAAGAAAGUAAGUGAAAAUCUAUUUUAUAGCGAAAUAAUUCAAGAAUAAAUGUCAUCUUCAUAUUAUUAA